UGUCGCAUUCACACACGCAACACUUGAGCUCCUGCCAAGGGAAAAAGGGAGGGACGCAAACGCCCAACGAGCUCCCAGUUUUUUUAGGUUUGCGCGUUGCCAAGAUCGAUCCGGCUGCGCCGACGGAGGUGUAAAUGGCGCCGAUCUGGUCGGCGGCGCUGCCACUGCUGCUUCUUCUUCGUCACACCAUAGGAUAUCACGGUGUGGCACUCGAUCCGGAUCAAGUGGUAGCAGCGCACCGCCGACCUUGGCUGCUUGAGGAAAUCGACCAGGGCCACCAUCCUCCGGGUGUAGGACAUCACCCUCCUGGAGUGGGGCAUCAUCCUCCGGGCGUUGGACACCAUCCUCCCGGUGUUGGACACCAUCCUCCCGGCGUUGGACAUCAUCCUCCUGGUGUCGGUCACCAUCUCCCCAAGCCCUCGUCGCUAGCUCGGGCAUUUGUGGCACUGCAAGCCUGGAAACGCAUGAUCUUUCGCGACCCGCUAAACAUUACCGGGAGCUGGGUGGGCAGCGAAGUAUGUAACUACAGAGGUGUCUUUUGCGGGCCUUCUCUCCACGACCCUACACUCCGCGUUGUGAGUGGGAUUGAUCUGAAUCACGCCAAUCUUGGUGGUCAACUCCCCAGUGAACUGGGACUUCUGACCGAGCUCGGUAUCUUUCAUGUGAACAGCAACGAAUUUACAGGGGGGCUACCCGAAAGUCUGAAAAAUCUCGUUCUCCUUGGAGAACUGGACGUAAGUAACAACAAGCUGUCUGGAGUAUUUCCUGCUGUUACUCUGCAAUUGCCAAGUCUUAUAUAUCUGGAUAUAAGAUUCAACCGGUUUUAUGGAAGCAUACCCGCAGAAAUCUUUGAUAAGAAGCUGGAUGCACUCUUUGUCAACAACAAUAACUUCGGAAAUCCUAUCCCGGCCAAUUUCGGAAACUCUCCAGUUUCUGUUGUGGUCCUCGCCAAUAACCAGUUCACUGGAAAUAUUCCGAAUAGCUUAGGAAGCAUGUCGAGGACAUUAAAUGAAAUAGUAUUUCUCAACAACAGUCUCGCGGGUGCUCUACCAUCAGAAAUCGGACUUUUGAAUCAAGUAUCUGUAUUUGACGUGGGCUUCAACAAACUAAGUAGCGGUUUGCCCGACAGCAUCGCGAACAUGGUUGAGCUGGUUGAAUUCAACGUCGGAAACAAUUUCCUCUCCGGAAUUCUGACUGACAAUGUCUGCAACUUGCCGAAGAUAAGAAAUCUGACCUUUUCUAACAACUACUUCAUUGGGGAGAGUCCCUCGUGCGCGUCUCUAUCAAGACGAGGUGUGACGGUAAGUACGAGCGGGAACUGUUUCUCAAGUCAGAGUGGCCAGAAGUCAGGCAAAGAAUGCAGAGAUUUCUACGCUCCACCUCCACCUUCAGCACCAGCUGCUCCACCGGUGGGAACACCCCCACUAUCUCCGACACCUCUCCCUCCUAGCCCGAUAUUUUUUCCACCUCCAACUCCACUGGCACCAUUCGGCUCUCCACCUCCACCGUCGCCAAUCGGCUCUCCUCCUCCCCCACUAUCUCCGACACCUCUCCCUCCUAGUCCGAUUUUAUUUCCACCUCCACCUCCACCGUCACCAACCGUUUCUCCUCCUCCAGCAUCCUGUCCAUCGGGAUAUAGCAGGGGUCAAAAUUCGGGACAUUGCUUCCAGCUUGUGAAGCAGCAUGCAACCUGGAGCAAUGCCGAGAAAUAUUGCGCACAACAUGGGGGUCACUUGGCAGCAGUGGCGGAUUUUAACGAACUCAAGGACAUCGGCGACUUUUGCAGCCAGGCUCCCCCGAAUCAAGCAUUGGUGGAUCCUUAUAGUCCUAAAGGUCAAGGAUGUUAUCUGGGAGGCCAGAAAGCGAACGCCUCCUGGAUCUGGCCGAGUUCUCCAUGCAUCAACUUCAACAGCAGUUACUGGAACUUCUUGGAGCCGAAUAACUUGUAUGGAAACGAAAACUGCGUGUCCAUAAAGUAUGAGCCCCCAAUCUUGCGAGCCUCGGCUUCUUCACUGGCAUACAUGCUCAACGAUCUAUUCUGCGAACACGAGCUUCCGUUCGUAUGCGCACCAACAAGAUGCUGAGCCCGAGACUAAAAAGUUACGUUUUAUAUAAAAUACAACCCGGCCAAGUCCUCCCAGCAUUAGCAGCAACAUCACCACCACCAGCAGCAGCACGCAGCGCUUUUCUCAAGCCGAGCACUAUAAACAGAUUCGUGACUGUAAGGAGCGAUUCGGCACCGCCGUGAAGCCAAUCAACGUUCGAGAGAGAUGUGCCGUAGUGAAGUUUGGCUGCAUGCAACACACAGAGUUCAAAUCGUCAUCAAAUCGUGGAUAUAAGGCUUUCGCAUUUGCGAGCGUACCAUAGAUGCCAGCAGGAACUGUGGUAGCACAGAAGCGGUUCCAAAGACGUACAUAUGUUGCAAGUUAGAUCCACAACCAAAACAAGACGAGAA
This is a messenger RNA of Selaginella moellendorffii, 2455 nucleotides long. Its product is annotated as leucine-rich repeat extensin-like protein 6. NCBI's taxonomy places the organism in Eukaryota, Viridiplantae, Streptophyta, Lycopodiopsida, Selaginellales, Selaginellaceae. The coding region runs from base 135 to 2084 and encodes 649 amino acids. The record is from RefSeq and is a predicted model, not a curated record. The transcript has 16 exons.